AGGAACAAUUCCUCCCUGAGGUUGCUAUACAGGCAGCAAUGGCUGUUCCUCCACCUCGCGGCCUCAUACCAGUCUACGCCACUCUACUCGACGGCUGCAGUUCGUCCAAGAACCUCCGAACCCUCACGCAGCUCCACGCUAAAACCAUAAAACUCGGCAUUUCCCGCCACGACUUCAUUCGAACGAAGCUCCUCUGCUCCUACGCCGCUUCCUCCCAACUGAAGCAAUCCAACCUUCUCUUCUCCUUCUGCACUAGCCGACCAACCUUCAUAUUCAACACCCUCAUCAGAGCCCACUCUUCCCAAGGCCUCUUUUCUCAGUCUCUGUCCAUUUUUCUCCGAAUGCUCGCCGCCAAUAAACCCUUCGACCGCCAUACCUUGCCUGCGGUUCUCAAAUCUUGUGCCGGGUUAUCGGUGUUGAGGCUCGGCAAACAAGUUCAUGGAGCUGUUUUGGUCAAUGGGUUUGGCUUUGACUUGGCGAAUUCGAAUGCGUUGAUUAGUAUGUAUGCCAAGUGUAGUGAUUUGGCGGGUGCCCAUAAAGUGUUUGACGGAAUGCUAAUGAGGAAUGAGAUUUCUUGGUCGGCAAUUAUGGCGGGGUAUGGGAUGCAUGGAGUGUUUAAUGAGGUGUUUGAGUUGUUUGAUAGGAUGGUGGAGGCAGGAGAAAGGCCGGACGGGGUGACUUUCACUACGGUUUUGACAGCGUGUAGUCAUGGAGGGCUGACAGAGAAGGGAAGGGAGUAUUUUGAAAUGAUGAAGCAGAGGUUCGGGGUGAUUCCCGGGUUGGAACAUUAUACCUGUAUGGUGGAUUUGUUGGGUAGGGUGGGACGGGUGGAUGAAGCAGAGGAAUUAGUUUUGGGGAUGGCGGUGGAGCCGGAUGAGGCAUUAUGGGGUGCAUUGUUGGGGGCUUGUAGGAUUCACGGGAAGGUAGAGGUGGCUGAGAGAGUGGAAGAGAUGCUUCAUGGAAGGCGACCUAGUGUAGCAUCUAUUUGA
This is a messenger RNA of Malus domestica (apple), 989 nucleotides long. Its product is annotated as pentatricopeptide repeat-containing protein At4g16470-like. Gene Ontology annotation, molecular function: protein binding. Lineage: Eukaryota; Viridiplantae; Streptophyta; Magnoliopsida; Rosales; Rosaceae. The record is from RefSeq and is a predicted model, not a curated record.